Messenger RNA from Sclerotinia trifoliorum, 2377 nucleotides. The record is from the annotation of a GenBank genome assembly. Lineage: Eukaryota; Fungi; Ascomycota; Leotiomycetes; Helotiales; Sclerotiniaceae.
CUUAUUUACUGUGUCGAUACGACAUAAAAUUUUAUUCUUAUUCUUUUAUUCUUUAGUUUGAUUAUGGCGGAAGCACUCGGUGUUGCUAGCGGCGCUAUUGGCAUUGUGUCUUUUGCUGUCCAACUUGGUGAUGGGAUCUUGAAGCUCAAAUCUUUCUGGGAUGCGGUGAAAGAUGCCCCAGAAGAAAUUCUGUACAUUCUGGAUGAAUUAGAUACUACACGUUUGCUACUCAAGGAAAUCGAGGAUAGUCUUGGAAAUCAAACAACGUCACCUGCAGCAGCUAGAUCACUUCGGUUGUGCCAAAAGGGCAUGGAUACAUUGAACAAUACGGUAAAAGAGCUGGAUAAAGAAAUGCGAAAAAGAAAGAAAUGGGGUGGAGUUAAGGUGGCUAUGAAGAAGGAAUUACUUGAAAAGAUGGAGAAAAGGCUCGAAAAAGCGAAUUCAUUGAUGACCAUGGCCCAUCAAAACUACAUUGCGUGUGUUUAUCUUCUUGAAACUUCAUUUUUGGUGUAAACAAUGUCUGAUUUAUUACUAGGAGUCUAAGCAAAUCGAGACACGAUAAACAGGGGAAAUUAGCUAUGCAACAAUUCUCAGAGGUCGUGAGUAUCCGGAACGCCUUGCACAGCUUGACAUCAGCUGGAUCUACCUGCAUGGCUCAACAGCAGACGGUUGAUACCAAUACAUCGAGUUCCUCGAAUACGCCGACUGCAAAAGAUGCAACAUCAAUUUCCCGGGCUAAAAAAGCACUACCAAAAGAUCAAAGGAUUCUACACGCCAAGCUCAGACUCCCUUUCUUCUCAGGUGUAUGGCAGCUUUGUGGUUAUCGACAGUCAACUUCUGGAUGGACAUUCACUUUGAGGACAUACAACGUUGUUGAUCGGGGUGCACCAAUAAUGAAGGCAGCUUAUUUCGGAGAUGUAGCUAGGAUGCAGGAACUAUUUCAGACACAGCAGGCAAGCUUGUUCGAUGUAAAUCUUUCCGGGUGUACUGUUCUUCACCUAGGGAUCCUUUCAUUACUGUCUUGGAAACAGUCAUAUUGAUUUGAUAAGGAUGCAGCAAUGUCGGAAAAUAGCUGCCAGUCAUGUCAGUUCUUGGUAGAUCAAGGCGCAGAUCUAAAUGCACAGAAUGAUGCUGGUUGGUAAGCACACUACAUCUUUUUUCUUCUUUUUUUUUCUUUCAAAAUUACACCGCAGCUGCAGUCACUUAUAAAACUCCCAGUUUUGUUUGGCAGUUGUUUGGCGUCGUUGGAGAUGCGCAAAGAUGCUUUUGAUGUCAUACUUUAUUUGGUUCCCAGGACCGAUUGUGAUAUUUUUGAUGUAUUAGCCAAAUGGUUGCCCAUGGGCGUCGGCCUCUUGCCUUAUGAGAUGUUCCAAUGCCUAGUCCAAUCAAGUGAAUAUCUCACUCAUGAACGAAGUCAUCGAGACCGUGCGAUACUUAUGCAUAAGUAGCUCGGGACAUUGGACUGAGUUGUAUAGUGGAUAUACAAGAUAUAAAGGCUUUCGUGUUGUCAGCCCUUGCGGGGUUGGAUAUGGAAACUUGUUUUCGAAACAUGAAUCAAUCCGAAUGUUCCCAUUACUGGAAGACAUUCUAUUUGGGUUUACAAGCUAAUUGUUGAGAUUGAGAGUACGGGGAGCAAUGAGGAUGCGAGGUAAAAUGGUCGACAUUGAUGUUAAUGGGAUACCGGAAAUCACUUCUGACGAUGAUGAUUUGGACAUAAGAGAUGAGGAUUGUUUGAGGGAUAUUCCCGGUCUCAUAGAUGAGAUAAUAAUUGCAGGCUCGAAGGUUCACCAUUUCGGCACCACAUACGAAGGCUUUCCCCGUAGUUUCCUCAAUCAACUUAUACGCGGAGUCACUUUUUAUAUAUCCCAAAAGCAGGCUGAUAGUGGACACCCAAAAAAUGAAUAUCAUUUUUUUGAGCCAAAUAUCAGGUAUAUAUUUGGAAUGUGGCUCAAUCGACUCAUAUCUGCAGGGGUUGAUCUCAUUAAAUACGGCCAUUGGGAAAAGAAGUAUUAAAAUGAAGUUCACGACUGCGCUUAUGGAAAUCAACGCGUUUGGGUAAACGGCUCGAAAUAGAAGUACUGUAAAUUGUUAAGUUUUACACACGGCCCAAAGGAAAGCGACUGGCAGUUCUGGUUCACUGAGGAGGUUGCGUACAUACAUUCUGACAAACUCGCCGAUUUCUGGGAUAUGGUUGAGCAUCCCGAAAGACAAAUGCCUGGUGCUUGGAAUUUUGAUUUGUAGUCAAGUAGAGAACCAUCUGAGGGCGGGAUAGUCGAUAUGUGCGGCUGGAAAGUGGCAUGGCUUUUUUCAUACAAAACUUACCAUUCGCUAUGAUGUAAUUUGAGGAACCUAUAUGAAUGAGUUUGAGGAAGAAUUU